UUAAACGCGAAGAAGGCACGAUGGGAGGACUUAAUUCCGUACCUGAUGACCAGAGAUACAGAGAACUCGCCGACAAGACUGGAUUUUCUCUUGAGCAGAUUGGGAACCUUCACAACCGUUUCAAACAGCUGAGCCACAAUGAAGACACACUUCGGAGAGAUGACUUCAGUAAAAUCCCAGACCUGGCCUGCAAUCCCAUUCGAGCAGAGAUUAUAGAGGCCUUCUUUGACAAAAGAAACUUCCAGUCCCAUGGUGUGGGGACUGUAGAGGAGAUUGGCUUUGAGGAGUUCCUCACUAUCAUGUCCUACUUCAGACCGCCAUCACUGAAUAUGAGUGAGGAACAGCGCGAGGAGCUCAGGAGAAUCAAACUUCGCUUUUUGUUCAACAUGCACGACACUGACAACGAUGGAACUAUCACCCUGGAAGAAUACAGACAUGUGGUGGAGGAGUUGCUCUCCCGAAGUGGUGCUCUGGGCCGAGAGACGGCCAAAGGCAUCGCAGACGCAGCCAUGCUGGAGGUGGCUAGCAUCUCAAUGGGUCACAUGGAGCCAGAUGAAUUCUAUGAGGGGAUCACUUUUGAGCAUUUUUUAAAGAUCCUGAAGGGGAUUGAGAUUGAGACCAGAAUGCACAUCCGAUUCUUAAAUGUAGACACCACUGUCCUCUGCAAGUGAACACAUCCCUCUUCCGUGACAGUGGUGUAGAAGACUGUUACACGAAAGUACACUUCUGGCUGCCGCAAACUAUAGCACACUAUAUGCACACUAUAGACUGAGAUUAUCCUUCUUUGCAUUAUCCAAAUGUGUCAGACUUGAUAGACGGUUGUCUUUCAGUGGUUAUGACCACUAUUUGUUAGAUCUAGUCUAGUAGAUGAGUACAACUUGGAAGGAUUUUAAAGAAAAUGUAAUCUGAUCCGGUUCAAGAACAGAUUUAAAGUUAACUCCAUCACUAUAUUAUGAUCUUGCCUUGCAUGUACAUAUUUCUAUACAUAUAUUAUAUAUAUAGAUAUAUAGACACACAGAUUGCCUUAAUAUAGUGGCACCUGUCUUCAAUGGGACCACCAGUUCAAAGUCUUGAGGCUCACUUAGUUUCAAACUUGCAUUUUAAUCAGUAUCCUCCAGGGUGUACUGUUGUUCUUUGAAGAUUCUGACCGGCCACUUGACAAAAUCCCACAAGUAAGGGGGUUAAAUGGAAUUCCAUCCUAAAUGGAAUCUGGAGAAGCAGAGUAGCAUAAAUCUAUGCCAAUGUGACAUCAGAAGUUCAUGAUGUGAACUGAAAGAUAUGCUGCUGAAUGUCUUCGGAGUGUUGGAAAGAUUAGAAAACACACAGGCAAAGACAAUGACUCAGCAGCGCUGUAUAACAGUGACUGUAGAGAAAUCUGCAGCACUUAAUUCCAAUGCAUCAGAUAAUUCAAUAGAAUCCACUUCACAUUGGUUCCCCACUGACUCAAUAACAGCAUAGCCAAAGAAUGACUGUAAGCUUUUAAAACUGACUGGUCUCAUUAAAAAUGACACCCAGGUUUUAUAUAUGCAUGCUUGGUCAUUACCAUGCAUGUGCCAUUGCCUAUUCAUAUUUUGAAAGCAAUACCAAGUCAGUUCAGCACUUAUCUAUGCAACUAUAUACAUGUAGUAUGAGAAAAUCUAUAUGUUAAAUACACUAUUGAAAACUGAUAUACAAUAUCUAAGGUUUUAUACUGACUAAUCAUUCUGUUAGAGGCAUUGUCUGACUGUGCCUAUGAUGACUUGAUCCUUUGAACAGGAAGAAGAUUGAUGUUAAAACGUCCACACCUGUUGUGUGAUCAUAUGCCAACACCAAGUGGUAUUAAAUGCAAUGAAAUAUGAAA
Molecule: messenger RNA, 1840 nt
Organism: Clupea harengus (Atlantic herring)
Lineage: Eukaryota; Metazoa; Chordata; Actinopteri; Clupeiformes; Clupeidae
Gene: tescb
Product: tescalcin b
Molecular function (GO): calcium ion binding
Source: RefSeq, a predicted model, not a curated record